AACAGCCCACUGAAGGAGACCUAUACUUGCACUGAAGACUGGAGUUUAGAUGAUGCACAAACCAAGAAGUCACUUUCCCACGGUUCUCCAAACUGACUCGCGCACAAUCUGGGAAAAUAAUCAUUUUAGAAUCUAAGAUAGCUGCUGAGUUGGACUCGAGUGUUUGGAGCUGUUUAUUUUUUCUCGCGCUUACAGAAACAUACUGGAUUUUAACUAUGACCAUCAUUAAGCCAUAUUGUGUGUCGCGUCUCUUUUUUUCGCUCGAAUCGGUGGUGCAAAUCUGAUCCAAAAUGAAGUUUGGGAAGAAUAUAUGCAUCCUAAACGUUGGUGGCACUAAGUAUGCUUUCACCAGAGAAGUUAUAAAGGAUUUCCCCCUGCGAAGAGUGAGCAGACUCCACAGCUGUUCCUCAGAAAAAGAGGUCUUGGAGGUUUGUGAUGAUUAUGACCGAGAGAGGAACGAGUUUUUCUUCGACAGGCACUCCGAGGCGUUUGUCUUUAUUAUGCUUUACGUGCGAUCUGGAAAGCUUAGGUUCGUCCCGCAGAUGUGCGAGCUUUCCUUUUACAACGAGAUGAUCUACUGGGGCUUGGAGAGCUCGCAUUUGGAGUUUUGUUGCCAGCGGCGACUGGAGGAUAGGAUGUCCGACACUUACACGUACUUUUCGGAGGAGGACAUCAAGGCAGAGGUGGAGUCCAGAGGUGAGGAGGAUCAGGUCACCCGGUUCGCAUCUGAGGGAGGGAACGCGCGGUGGCUGGAGAGGAUGCGGAGGACUUUUGAGGAACCAGCUUCCUCUGUCGCUGCGCAGAUCCUGGCAUCCGUGUCAGUGGUUUUUGUCAUUAUGUCUAUGGUCAUCCUUUGCGCGAGCACUCUGCCGGACUGGGAUACAGCAAAAAACAACACGGUGGAAGAACACAGGAUCAUCGAGGCAGUAUGCAUUGGCUGGUUCACUGCCGAAUGCAUAGUGCGCUUCAUUGUCUCACGGGACAAAUGUGAGUUUGUGUGCUGCCCCCUUAACAUUAUUGACCUCCUGGCGAUCACGCCUUACUACGUGUCUGUCGCUGUGACAGCGCUGACAGGAGAAAACCCUCAACUACAGCGAGCAGGAGUCACCCUGCGCGUACUACGAAUGAUGCGCAUCUUUUGGCUUAUAAAGCUGGCGCGUCACUUCCUCGGGCUGCAGACGCUCGGGCUUACGCUGCGCAGGUGUUACCGCGAAAUGGUCAUGCUGCUGGUGUUUGUCUUCGUCGCAAUGGCGAUAUUCAGCGCCCUGGCACAGCUGUUGGAGCACGGCCUUGACCUGGAGACUAGCAAUGAGGACUACGCCAGCAUUCCGGCAGCCUGCUGGUGGGUUAUUAUCUCCAUGACGACUGUCGGCUAUGGAGACAUGUACCCCAUCACCAUUCCUGGACGCGUGCUGGGUGGCGUGUGCGUCGUGAGUGGCAUUGUGCUUCUGGCUCUGCCCAUUACCUUUAUCUACCACAGCUUUGUGCAGUGCUACCACGAACUCAAAUUCCGCUCAGCACGGUGCGUGCGAAGUCUCUCUUCUGAGUUUCUCAAUUAACUGUAGCAUAGAUCGUCCUGAGAACUUGCUGGUCUUCAGCUUAGUAAAAUCACCUGCUCUUCUGUGCCUUUAUAUUAAACCAAGAUUCUGAAAUAUAGUUGAAGGGACACACUACGUCUGAUGUGGAAAACUCAGCAUUUAGGCUCUCUGUGUGGACCUAUUAUAUCCAAAUAAUAACACAGGUACCUCUGUACUCAAGGACACAUUAUGGGAUUCACUGAUUUUGUACAAUACAGGCAUCUGGAGCAAUUCCUGUCCAUCCUGGGGCUAAAAGAAUUGUACAAAAGAGGCAAAUCCCCAGCCCAAAGCUGGAAAGUGCACAAUAAAGCAUUACGAUCCAAAGGAAAUACAUUAGCCAAUGUUUAUGUUGUAACCCCCUUCUUGUGUGAACAAACAAAACCGAUCCAACAGCAUUUCCUGUGUAUGAAAUGGACAACCGUGGCAUUUGACAACCACAGAUGGCCAGGCUGCCUGGAACGGGCAUCUGGCGGGACCUUGUGUCCUGACAGUGCUCCAGCCUAGAAGGAGCUUACACGAAUUCUCAUGUUUCCAUGGAGAGGUCCCCUUGACUUGCUAAAUCAUUAAUUCAGCUCCCAAUAAAGUGCAAAGCAAGGGAAACUAAAGUAAAAAGGUUUUAGAGUGGCCAAAUAGAAGCAUCUGAGCAUGAUAUGGAAGCAAAUACUGUGAAAAGGCCUGCUCACACCAAGGACGGUAACUAAUAUGAUAAUGAUAAAGAUAAGUCCCCCUGCAGUGAAUGAUUUAGCCCCUUUAUCCCUUAAAACUUUUUAUAAGAAAAAAGUGUCUUAAAAUGACUUAAUGUGUAACCCUUACCUCCUCUUGUAUACAUAAUAUGCAAAUUAGCCCCGCCUCCAUUCAGUCACAUCAGCUCAUACUACCUGAAACACUUCCAAUCGGUUAACUGAAGUAGUAAACGCUGCAAAAUGACAAGUGGCAGCACUGGAUUAAUUUAGCAAUAUAUGUUUUAAUCAUGAUGCAUUUUAUGUAUAUCGCUUUCUACAAUGUCGGAUACUCAACUGUAAUUGAUAUCAUUAGCGUUUAGUCUAAAUACAUUAUCAAUGUUACACAAACCAUGUUCCUGUUUCCUGUCUUAGACAGCUAAUAUUAUGAAAAGCCACUACUUGGGAUUGGCUAAAUGUUAAGGACAUUAGGAAAUGGGCUGUUUCAAACCGCAUUUUGCUCAGCAGUGGUGAUGACUGAUGAAUUUCAAUCAGUGGGUUGUCUUACCAGACAGACAUGUUAACAACAUUAAAACCUUGAUUUUCACCACAGGGGGGCUUUAAAAAGUCAUUCAAAUAAAAGAAUAGCAGAGUCCACACCACAGCUAUACUGAUUAUGGCACAGAGGAACAAUAAUAGUUUUUUCCAGCUGUUGAACAACUAAAAACAUUGACAGCCAAUCAGAAUUCAACUAAAGAGCUUAAGCAUUUAAAGUGGCAGAUGACAGAACUUCAGCGUGAGCUUAUAAUAAACCGAAUGUUAUCGUGCAAUGUGUAGAUUCUAAUAUAGUUAUGAUUAUUAUAGUUAUCUUUAUAGUUACAGUUCUUGGUUUGAACAGGCCUAAACACUUAUCAUUUUGACAUUACAGUCAUUGUCGAGUCUUGCUCAUAGAUUGGGAUAACUAAAUCACAAAAAACAAACAUCAGCUGUUCAUGCAGACAGCGACAAAUCUGCAACCUGUCCAUACACGACUGUGUGAAUAAAGAGGCGUUAACUAAAUUGAUUAGCAAACACAUCACCCCCACGCUCACCAGUAGGAGGGCUGUCACUCGCUUCCUUCUUCCUCUUUGAAUACAAGCACAAAUUUUUUUUUUUCCCUAUUCAAGGGACUUUCAGAGUUUAUGUGUCUCUUGGAAUAAUUUUUUUUUAUUUUGCAUUGUAUUUAGUAGGAUAUACAUAUAAUGAUUCACUGGGGGACACACAGUUCACUCAAAAUUGAAAAUUAGGUCAUAAAUUACUCACGCUUAAGGCAUCCUAGGUGUAUCUGACUUUCU
Molecule: messenger RNA, 3570 nt
Organism: Carassius auratus (goldfish)
Lineage: Eukaryota; Metazoa; Chordata; Actinopteri; Cypriniformes; Cyprinidae
Product: potassium voltage-gated channel subfamily G member 3-like
Exons: 2
Coding region: 291-1559 (422 amino acids)
Biological process (GO): action potential; protein homooligomerization; potassium ion transmembrane transport
Cellular component (GO): voltage-gated potassium channel complex; membrane
Molecular function (GO): protein binding; delayed rectifier potassium channel activity
Source: RefSeq, a predicted model, not a curated record